ACGUCACUUCCUCCUGAGCUUUGGUACUUCUUGUUUGGGUUGCAGACAGGAAGAGGAGAGGAGGUUCCUCUCUGGUAUUAACAAAAGGAGAUGCUUGACAGCUUCAACACUUGUAUCUACUCUUAAUCGUGCCACUCGAAGUAUAUGUAGAAGUUUUUAUUUCCUUUAGGGUAUCAUAAAUAAAUUGCUCUUCGGUAGGUAGCUCUGAGGUAGCUAUCCUUAGCAACCACCCAAAACGCCAAAUGAACGCAGCAGCAUUCCCUUCCCCCACGGCAGAAAUGGCGGAGAUCAACCGUAUCCAGUAUGAGCUAGAGUACACCGAAGGGAUCAGCCAGAGGAUGCGUAUUCCUGAGAUGCUCAAAGUGGGUCCUCAAGCUCACGAGGACCCUAAUGUUGGAUCUCAGGAGGUCCCCCACAGUGUGAUAAUGCAAGUCCCAGAGAGAAUUGUGGUUGCAGGUGACAGCAAUGACCCCCAGUUUUCCAGACCCAGAGACCUGGACCUAAUCCAGUCAACACCACUAGAAACCCUAUCACUUAAGACUCCACCCAGAGUCCUCACCCUCAGUGAGCGACCCCUGGACUUCCUGGAAGAGGACCAACGCGUAGCUCCAGAUAGUGAAGAAGUGUUGCGGCCCCAGGGACGAUUACGGCGGGAACGCUCAGCCAGUGAGAACGCAGCUGCUCGUCAUAACAGUCAUCUAACGCACAAUGAUUCUGCUGCGACCCCACCCCCCCCAACCACUGUCCACCCUUGCCCCCCUCUCACCGUGACUGAGGACGAACACAACCUGUACAGCGCUAGCGGUGUUCUAUCUUUCAUCCAGUCCACUACACGUCGGGCUUACCAGCAAGUCUUGGAGGUCUUGGAUGAGAACCCUCGCAGCAAACCAUCACUGAGAGGGGGGUCUGCCUCAAGCUCCAACCCCCUGCAUGAAUCCAGGCUUGCAUUGUCGACUUAUGAAGCCACACUGGACGGGGGACCUGAUGACAUGACUCUGGUUGAUGCAACAACACUUCGACGUCAGCUCAUCAAGUUGAACCGGAGACUCCAACAUCUGGAGGAGGAGAACAAGGAGCGAGCAAAACGGGAGAUGAUCCUCUACUCGGUCACUGUAGCUUUCUGGCUUAUCAACACCUGGGUGUGGUUGAGACGUUAGAGCCAGCCUGAGUUUCUGCCAUCACGCACUAUCCCUUAAUCUGUGUCAAAUGUUAGCUAUUUGCUGCACUCAGUCCCUGUCAGGAAGACCUUGAUACAUUUGUACUAGGCCUGUUGCCUACAGGGAUGAUAUUUUCAUUUUGUUAAUUUAACACAUGUACAGUUUUAUUUUUUUACUCUUAUUUCAUCUUGUCUCCCGCUUCCUCGUGUUUUGUUUUUAUUACAAAUUUGCUAAGCAUGACUUCUUGUAAAUAUUUCAUCAUGUCACUCAGAGCUUUAGAAAAGAACACUCAGUCACAUUAUAUCAUAGCAUACCAAAAUAGGUGGACGGAGCUGCAGUGUGAAGAUGUGAACAUGUUGAAUAUUUAUUGCUGAGAGAGAAAUAUGUGAGUUUAACAGGGACAUGUAAUACAAUUUAAUAAAACCAUAAAUAUG
Scatophagus argus is the source of this 1591-nucleotide messenger RNA. RefSeq names its product mitochondrial fission factor a (gene mffa). Gene Ontology annotation, cellular component: mitochondrial outer membrane; peroxisome. The record is from RefSeq and is a predicted model, not a curated record. The transcript is spliced from 8 exons. Bases 243 to 1157 code for a protein of 304 amino acids. Lineage: Eukaryota; Metazoa; Chordata; Actinopteri; Scatophagidae. Gene Ontology annotation, biological process: positive regulation of mitochondrial fission.